UCGAGCGAGCACGCACGCACGCACAAUCGCAAUCACAGGGUUCGCGUUCACACCAAACGAUCGAAACAGAUAGGGCGAGAGAGGGGGAGAGGAAAUGGGCAUAUUCGCGACGAGCAAGGCCAAGAACAGCGACCAGAGCUCCGGCAUGGGCUUCCUCCUCGUCUUCUUCCCCGAAGAACACCAGCACCGGCACCGCUCCGCCUCCGAUUCAACCGACAUUGUCGACGAACCCAAGCUCCUCCGCCCUCCUCCUCCUCCUCCUCCUCCUCCGUUCAGGAGGACCCGCUCCGGCCCCCUCCUGAGCAGAGCCCAGUCCACCAUCUCCAUCUGCGCCCUCCUCGUCUGCCUCACCCUCCUCGUCUUCGCCCUCUCCACCUUCGACCCUCCUUCCAACUCCCCCUCCGCCUCCGCCGCCUCCUAUUCCCGCCGCUUCUUGCCCGAACGGCAGCCCCCGCCGCGCCACCGACAGCAGCCCCGGCCUCUCCUCGCUCCCGAGACCCGAAACGACCGCGCUCCCUCGUCGUUCUGGUCGUUCCCCACCUUCUCCUGGAGGGCCAGGCCCGACAAUGGCGGUCCCAAGCGCCAGUUCGCGCUGCAGGGGAUGGGCACGCUGUACAGGAGAGGCACGCGCGCCAUGAGCGACCUCGUCGUCGCUCACCUGGCCGAGAACCUCUCCGAGGAAGAGCUCCGCUUGUUCUUGCGGACGCUGCAUCGGUCGGGCCUCACGGCCAGAGCCGACGUCGUCCUCAUCUUCCCUUCCCGCGACUCGGCCUCGAGAUUCGGUUCCGUAAUCCGCGAAGAAGAGGAGUCGUUCUCGAAGCUCCUUUAUCUCUACACGCAGCGAUUCAACGCGACCGCCGCGACUUCGAGGUCUCCCGCGAGUUUCGACGCCGCCCAUUUCGUGAAGUCGUCCAAGGAAGACGGCGAGCCGCUGUGGGGCAAGCGCGCCCGGAUUGGCAAUUCCAGCAGCGACGCCGCCGCCGCCGGUGCCGGGAGCGGUGGGGCGGCGAGUCUGGACAAGUCGGUUCGGCCUAGUUACGGGUCGGUCGCGGGCUUCGAGGCGGGCGAGCUCGACCCGGAGAACUCGCUCUCCGGGUUCCUGGACCACGUCCCGAUGAGCCUGCGGCGGUGGGCAUGCUACUCUAUGCUGCUCGGCCGAGUCCGGCGGAGCUUCAAGCACACGAUGCUGAUCGACGCCAAGAGCUGGGCCGUGCUCGGCGACCCGCUCGGCCGCGUCCGGGGCCGGAGCCCCGAGACGGUGCACCUGCUGGCGGCGGCGGCGGCCCCGAGCAAGCACGGGAGGAGGAGCCCGGACCGGGCCCAGCCGCGCGGGUCGGCGGUGAGCCCGGGGGUGGUGAUGGGCGGGACGCGGGGCGUGCGGCGGCUGGCCGCGGCGAUGCUCAACGAGGUGGUCCGGGCGUCCACGCAGCAGCAGCAGCACAAGAGGAAGGGCGGCGCGGUGACGGAGUCGGGGGUGCUGAGCCAGCUCGCGAACAACGAGUUCGUGCUGAGCAACGUGAACCUGGUGGUGGUGCCGCCGCCGCCGGAGGAGCCGGGCGGCGGAGGCAAGUCCGGUCCGCCGUCGCUGAUCAAAUACGGCAAUAAUAAUAAUGGCAAUAGCGGUCACAAUCGUGACGUAAAGGGUAUGAUAAUGAGGCAAAUGUGUUCGUCCGAGGUGGAUUCUUCUGUUUAUAGCGAUUGUUAGAGACAAGAAAAAUAAGUUCAUAGACAAAGAAAAUAGCAGAAUUACGUUACGGUCCGAUGGAGAGAAAUGCCGAUCAUCGGUUUCGAUUUUCGUGUUUUUUUUUUUUUUUUUCCGUUCCUUGUUUUGUUUUUUGGGUCCUACGAAAUUUUGUUACUAGAAAUGUACAUAGAUCCGCGGCAAUAAGAAUUGGCAUUUCGAUUCGAUUUC
Messenger RNA from Syzygium oleosum, 1912 nucleotides. RefSeq lists its product as uncharacterized. The record is from RefSeq and is a predicted model, not a curated record. Lineage: Eukaryota; Viridiplantae; Streptophyta; Magnoliopsida; Myrtales; Myrtaceae. Bases 95 to 1705 code for a protein of 536 amino acids. The transcript has a single exon.